Messenger RNA from Camelina sativa (false flax), 1932 nucleotides. NCBI's taxonomy places the organism in Eukaryota, Viridiplantae, Streptophyta, Magnoliopsida, Brassicales, Brassicaceae. The record is from RefSeq and is a predicted model, not a curated record.
CAUCUAGAGGCUUUAGGCUCUCAAAGAAAAAGAAAAAAAAUAUAGAAAAACGACCUAAAGCCAUGUCGAAAGCUUCGUAAUUCUCCAUUUAAAUCUUAACCCCUUAAGAAAAUAAGGGAACAAGAAAAGAUUGUUUAGAUAUUAGCAAACUGUUUUCUAAGAAAAAAAAAAAGAAAAAAAAAAAAAAAAAAAAAAAAAAAAAAAGAAGAAAAAAGAUGGAGAUGGCUAGGUUGUUAAAGUUGAUGUUUAUGUUUUGUAUUGCCGGUCUGAUUCCGACCAUACGAGGCAACAUUUCUGAGUUGGACGAGUAUUGGUCGCGACGAGCCGACGAAGCCCGAGAAUUCACUCUACAAGCUUAUCAUUCUGAUCCUUACGAAAUCGUCGAUCACUUUCAUGAGCGUCAUUACGACAACUCUACUGAUGCUACGGAGACCGAGGAAGAUGGCGCUGUGCAGCUUGAAGAGGAACAUGGCGGUGCGCAGCCUGAAGAGGAACAUAGCGGUGCGCAGCUUGAAGAGGAACAUGGCGGUGCGAAGCCUGAAGAGGAGGAAGAAGAGGGUAUUAAAAUGGUCGGAAACUCGACAAAGAGCACGAGACGAAGCCUAAGAGGUAAAGGCAAAGGAAAAUGGAGUAAAGGCAAAGGAAAAUGGAGUAAGCUUAAGGGACCUUGUACCGCAAGUAACCCGAUAGAUAAAUGUUGGCGUUGCCGUACGAAUUGGGCCAAGCGUCGUAAGAAGCUUACACGCUGCGUCCGAGGGUUCGGCCACAGGACGACUGGAGGAAAACGCGGACGCAUCUAUGUGGUCACAAGCAACCUCGACGAGGACAUGGUGAACCCGAAACCCGGGACAUUGCGUCACGCCGUAAUCCAGAAGGAACCUCUCUGGAUCAUUUUCAAGAACGAUAUGAGCAUUCGUUUAAGCCAAGAGCUUCUGAUUAAUAGCCACAAGACGAUUGAUGCACGAGGAGCUAAUGUCCAUAUCGCGCAUGGCGCAGGGAUCACGAUGCAGUUUGUGAAAAACGUCAUCAUCCAUGGAUUGCACAUUCACCACAUUUCCGAGAGUAGCGGUGGUAUGAUCCGAGACUCGGUAGACCAUUUCGGAAUGAGGACUAGAGCCGAUGGAGACGGUUUAUCGAUUUACGGUUCGUCUAACAUUUGGCUUGACCAUAUUUCGAUGUCAAAAUGUCAAGAUGGACUCAUUGAUGCCAUCGUUGGAUCCACUGGCAUUACAAUCUCUAACUCUCACUUCACCCACCACAACGAUGUGAUGUUGCUUGGUGCGCAAAACACGAACGAAGCGGACAAGCAUAUGCAAGUCACAGUGGCCUAUAACCAUUUUGGUAAAGGACUUGUACAGAGGAUGCCUAGGAUCCGAUGGGGAUUUGUUCAUGUUGUGAACAACGACUACACUCAUUGGGAGCUUUACGCAAUUGGAGGUAGUCAAGGUCCAACAAUUCUCAGCCAUGGAAACCGAUUCAUAGCUCCUCCACACAAACCUCAUUACAGAGAGGUGACAAAGAGGGACUAUGCUCCGGAGGACGAGUGGAAACACUGGAUCUGGAGAUCCGAGAAAGAUGUAUUCAUGAACGGAGCUUAUUUCAGACAAUCUGGUAACCCUCAUUUCAAAUGCGCACACACUAGGAAACAAAUGAUCAAACCCAAAAAUGGAAUGGCUGUUUCUAAGCUGACCAAGUACGCUGGAGCACUUGAUUGCAGAGUCGGAAAACGCUGUUAGAACGUUUCUUUUUAAUGUACUACUGAAUGUCUCAAAGACAAUUUUUUUCCAACAUUUUGAUUUUUUUGCUUCUAAUCUAGUUCAGGAAAUAAAGAAUUAAGGGGUAAAAAUGAUUAAACAACAACAAAAAAAGCUCUAAUUUGUAAGGAUAUUUUUUUGUUUGUUUGUGUAAUGAUUAACAAGUUAUAUAUAUAAA